Ictalurus punctatus (channel catfish) is the source of this 11010-nucleotide messenger RNA. It is a transcript of the gene rfx7a, whose product is annotated as regulatory factor X7a. Gene Ontology annotation, molecular function: DNA-binding transcription factor activity, RNA polymerase II-specific; RNA polymerase II cis-regulatory region sequence-specific DNA binding. Lineage: Eukaryota; Metazoa; Chordata; Actinopteri; Siluriformes; Ictaluridae. Bases 3804 to 8036 code for a protein of 1410 amino acids. Gene Ontology annotation, biological process: regulation of transcription by RNA polymerase II. The transcript has 8 exons. The record is from RefSeq and is a predicted model, not a curated record.
CCGAGUCUGAUCACUGUGAUGGCUGAUGAGCAGCAGCCCCCGGGACAGCACCCUCAGCCCGGGUCUCUGCUUCCCACAGGACUGCAAGGAACCGAAAGCAGUGCAUUACAGCUGAAAAUAAAGAACUCUAUCUGCAAAUCAGUCCAAUCGAAGGUGGACAGCAUUCUGGUGAGUCUUCCUGAUUUCCGGAUGAUUUAAACCUGACGACGGUAAACAUUCGACGCAGGUCAAUACGUUAAUUAGGGCUACCACUGACGAUUAUUUCCACACUCGGAUCGAUCGGCCGAUUAUCACGGUUUUUGAUUAAGGAUGAGUCAGAUUUUCGAAAACAAACACACAAACCAAAAAAAAAAAAAAAAACGAUUCCAAUAUAGUUUAAAAUUAAAAUCGCGAUCUAAAUGCGUUUUUCAGCGCGAUUACAUUCAGCGGUAUCUGCCCCGGGGGGGGGAACCGUCACCGACGAGCACUGAGACGUCGUACCGCACACACGAGCACCCGAAGCAUGGCGAGUCUACAGAAGAAAAAGAAGAGGAACGACGUCGUCAAGCUCGCGUGAAUUUUAAAAUGACCUGCUUGUGGCGAGAGGGAACAAAGUGGUCUUAAACAAAUGUUUAAAUUCCUGAUUAUUAAAUUAGGAGGACAGCGAUCGUAUGAGACGCCAGUGACGCGUUACACACAGGGUGUGUUUAUCAAGACUGAUUUUCACACGUGAGCGGCGAUGCGUCGCUCUCCUUCGUCGGAAGGACGAAACCAACGGUUGUUAAUAUCGCUACUUUCCUUUUAACUUUGUGAGGACACGGGCAUCCGCUGCUUCUCACACAGCGUCCCCUCAAAUCACAUAAUCGAGUUAGAUAUCAGGAACAGCAAAACAUUUGUCUAGGUAAAUAAAUACAAACUGGAAACGGUCGAUUACUCUGCAUCACCGUGUGAGAGAAUGUUCCUAGUGUGUGUGUGUGUGUGUGUGUGUGUGUGUGUGUGUGUGUGUGUGUGUGUCUAUUUAUCGUCACGUCUUUGCCAGCCGUCUAUAAAAAUAGGCGGCAUGUUUGGCUCCGAGACGUCUGCGUCCAUUCUUUUUUAACCCCCACUACAGCUGUAUGAGGUCAGCGGUAGAUUAGUUUAGUCUUUCGGUAUUUAUCAGCCUUUAACGUAGAGACAAAUAGAAAAGACGAAGAUCUUUCUUAGAACACCGCACUGAUUACGACGACUGGAGAGACGGACGAGGAGCGGUGGAGAGGUGGAACAGGAGCGUGAUGGGUAAUGGUUGAAUUUCAGAUUUGAGCUCAGACCCUGCUGCAUACAAAGAGAUGGCUUUCAUUUGCAUGGUAUAUGCUCCUGACUCGCGUAUAACCAGCUCGCGGUUCAAAGGUCAAGACCUCUAAAUCAGGGAAGCCAGGAACGACAGACACAAACAGUUUCCAAUGAAGGUGUGGUACAAAUCAUCAAGUGUGUAUACAACUGUACAUCGAACACACUGGGAGGACCAAACUCACAAUCAGAACCAGAACAGCAGUCAGAACAAAGAAUACUGUCGCUACAAGGGCAAGCAACACCAACCAAACACAAUCUCCUAACACCAAAUCACAGGUAACCACCCCCGACAUCCUCCUCUCUCUCUUCUCCUCUUCCUCUUUAAAUAUGGCCGCCUUUUAGCGAUGUCAUCAUGGGAGGCGGGAGCCUGUGAAUUUCCGAAAGCUUUUUUGAGCACCGAUCAUCUCGGAUUUUCUGUAAAUCAGUACAUACUUUAAAAAAAUUCAUAAUUAAUAAAUAAAAUCACAAGCCCUGUUCGGAUUGGAUUAGUUUAUCAGUUUUGUUUUGUUUUUUAACCCUUCUCUUCAGUGAUGGAACUCUCACAUCCGGACAGCAGUAAAAUUCCCACGGCGACGGAAUAACAUUCUAGCGGGUUGUAUUUUCGGAGGUCCCGCAUGUUUGUAUCGCGUGGUCAUGUGAUCACGCGCCGUUCACAACACGGCAUCCCGGCAGUGGAGCUAGAGAAGAGACGCUGUUUUUCAUUCCACUUUUGGGGUGAACCGAAGUGUACGAGGAGCAUCUGUUUAUCGUCCUGUGGUUCAGGAAGUGUUUAAUAUAUCUGGGGGAGGGGCAGUUUUAAGAAGCCACAUAAAAUGACGUGCGUUCCAUUUCGUUAACGUGUUCACGUGUAUCUCGCGUUUAAGCGCGAUAUGUCCAGCUGACUGAGAGACGCUUUAAAACCCUUGAGCAUUAUUACACAGUCCCUCCAGGAUCUGCGAUGGCAAAAGUUAACGCAAAAUCAAGGAAACGCCGCAAUAUUCGGAGGAGGAGCUUGCAGUUUUGCGAGACACGUCACGAAAGCCGCCCCAGAAUCCAGCGUUUUUGGAGCCAACGAUCACGGACUGUUUACCUUCUCUUUACGUUACGGUUAAUGAAUCGUUUCUCUACAGCAUCUGCUUGUGCUGUAGAGAAACGCAGAGAGAGAGAGAGAGACAAACUCGUGUGUGUGUGAGUGUGUGAGAGUGUGUGUGUGUGUGUGCAUGCACUACCUUUUACUCAGACAGAAUUUAAAUCAGCUCUGCUACACCCUACCAUCUUUCAGAUUCCCUUUGAAGAGGAGUAAAGUCGAGGGAGAGGAUGAAGAUGUAGAGACGGCUUCUACAUUUUUAAUGCCACUCCAAACCUUCUGAGCCAGUGUGUGUGUGUGUGUGUGUGUGUGUGUGUGAGUGAGAGAGAGAGAGAGAGAGAGAGAGAGAGAUAACAGUUCAGUUCCUUAAGCUGAAUUCUCUGGCUCUGUGUGUGUGUGUGUGUGUGUGUGUGUGUGUGUGUGUGUUGUGAAGAUGGGAUUUUGGGGACUUUUUUUUUUUAUCUACAUUAACUUUGUUCAUUCUUUGUUCAUUUUUAAUAUUUCGAUCUUACACGUAUAUGGGAAGACAACUUUUGUUUUUCAGAAACAAAGGUAAAGGUUUCCAUAAGGCGUGUGUGUGUGUGUGUGUGUGUGUGUGUGUGUUUCCUGCAAAACGUUGAUUUUUAAAAUGAUUGGCACCCUUAUUAUUAAUAUUCGGUACAGCUUUCCCUAGCGAGAGCAACAACAAAUAGUCUCUCGCUAGAAUAUGGAACGUGAUGGGAGAGACUCGUCGAGGAUUGUUGGUCCACUCCGUCAUGAGGAACCCUUCGAGAUCCUUCAUCCUGUGCAGAAAGAAAUGCAGAUAAUGGGAUUAACAGAUUUACACAUUUGUACGCACUGCACAGAGAAUACACUCGAAACAUAACUCCACGUCCUCGGGUCAGGCCUAGCCAUACACAAAACAAAGCUCACAGAGUGUGUAUUAUUCGUAUCUCUCCAUCACUGUGUAUACUUGAGGAUUCCUUAGAAGUUCUGAAAUCAUUACACGGCGUAUCAAUGGAAAAAUAUCUGCUUCUAUUAAAAACCAAACUACACAAUCUUCUUCCACAAUUUCCCUUCCACGGUUUCUUCACGUUCUAGCCCUUGUUUGUGUUAAUAAUUAGACACGUCGUUAGAAACAGGAGCAUUUUCACUGACUGUCAAACAUGUGUAUCAAAAAGGGCCGAAGCUAGGUGUAGACCUCGUAGUGUUAAUGUCCUCGCUCUUCGUUCCCUGUCCUUUUGCAGCAAGAUGUGGAGAGGUUUACAGACAUUGAGAAACUUUACCUGUACCUCCGGCUGCCCUCGGGCCCCAGCGGCAGCUGCAGCAGCGACAAAAUACAGACGUGUCUUGUGGUGUGUGACAUGAUUACGGAAUGGCAGAAAAACAGUGAUUAUGUCGUAUCUCCAGCAGCGAGCAGAGCUGCGUGUCUUCGAGCCGCGUGCAGCAGAUGCACGCGUUCAGCUGGAUUCGGAAUCACCUGGAGGAGCACGCAGACACCUCGCUUCCCAAACAGGAAGUCUUCGAUGAGUACAAGAGCUACUGUGACAAUCUGGGCUACCACGCUCUCAGUGCCGCCGACUUCGGAAAGAUCAUGAAGAACGUUUUUCCCAACAUGAAGGCGCGCCGGCUCGGCAUGAGGGGCAAAUCCAAGUAUUGCUAUAGUGGCCUGAGAAAGAAACCGUUCAUUCACAUGCCAUCUCUUCCAAAUCUGGAUGUACACAAAGCAGGAGAUGGGUGUGAAGGGUUUGAACCUACUGGGCAGAACUCCAGCGGGGAGGAUGAGAUUCGCUCUGCUGCCUGUGAUCUGGUGUGCGAGUGGGCUCAGAAAGUGCUGAGUCGUCAGUUUGUUAGUGUGGAGGACCUGGCACGCUUCCUUCUGAACAGCCACUACAUAAGCACCAAGUCUGUUGCUGCUCUCACCGUGAUGACAGGAUCUCCUUCCGGAGCCCCAAUGUCUGUUCAGUCAUCUGCGUUCAUGCCCACAACUGAUGCCCACUCGUUCCAGCCUCAGGUCAAAACACUGACAUCCCCUUCCAUUGAUGCCAAGCAGCAGCUCCAGAGAAAGAUCCAGAAGAAGCAGCAGGAACAGAAACUUCACUCCCCACUUCCUACUGAAGCUCAGGGCAGGAGAGCAGAAGGGGUCACUACUCCAUGUGCAAGCACAGGAAUCCCAUGUGGAAGCCCUGCUCUACUUUCACCACAGCCCACCAUCGGCAUCGUGGUAGCCACAGUUUCUAGCCCAGUUACGGUUCAAAGAAGCAGGCAGUUGAUGUCUCCCAGCCCAGUUCCUGUGGCAACAGUGGAAAGCAAGGUGCUCCCUGUCAAUUUUCAGGUGGUUACACAAUCAGUUCAGCCUGUGAACCGAUGUCCAAAGACUCCUCAGAAUGUCCCUGCAAGUCCUGUUGGUGAUCGUACCGCUCGCCAUCGCUACGCCCAAAUCCUGCCUAAACCGGCUACAACUAGCACAAUCACGCUACGUUCACCUCCUGCGCUCCUUAUCACCAAAAGUUCCAUCAAAACUGUCAUACCGACACCCAAGAACAGCUCUGUCAACUUUAUGAAAAUGACAGCCAUAUCUCUGGGGCCCAGCAACAGCACCACCAGCACUGCUGCCACCACAGCUAGGCCUGCGUCUGCAGGAGUCACCAGCCGUAGUGAUGAUCUCCAGCCUGUUACACGUGUCCGUAGCGGCUCAAUUGCUGCAAUGCCAUUGACACUAUCAAAGCCAGGACAAACAACCACAAAACCAGCGGUCAACAUCAAGUUGGAUGUUGUUGAUGCUGUAGUGCGAGCAAGAGAAGCUCAGAGUGGGACAACUGGUGGGGGUAUGCAAGUAGAAGGAGUAUUCAAACCCAGAGCUGCAAGUGUGCCUACACCUCUAGCGAAAAUCUCUGCGGAAUUGGACAGGCAAUCGGGGAACAAAUUUAAUGGUCAGAUGCUCCCUAAUGAAAGCAAUUUGGCUGCUGGCAGCAAUAAUAAUCCCAUUGAAAGCACUUUGUAUCAGGACAUAGCCAAUCAGAGUACCAGUAGUGCUCCAACAACAAGUAUUAACACAUUUAUGACACCACCCAAGGAUGCAGAGUUGGCAUCUCCAAGCCCUCGCAAAAGGCAAGGCUUACACCCAGAUUCCGGCCUGACACCUGUCAAAAAAAUUUACAUUUCUGAGGGAAGUGAAGAUGCAAAAUUGGCUAGGAAAAUUGCAGUGAAGAAUGUUUCCAGAUCAGACACCCCUGAAGAAAGUGAACUUUAUUCAGCUGCUGGAAAAGUUAUGAUGAAGCUUACCUCCAGUGCUCCUACUCGUAUCCUUACAUUCUCUGAUAGUCCAGUUGGAAAUACUGGCUUCCAGACUGUCUGCAGUUCUCAAAACAUCUUGCAGGGACAAUGGGAAGGGUCCUCCUCUAAUGUAAAAAAUAUCACUGCUGGUACCACAGCUGUGAGUGCUCCUUGCCAGGAUUAUCAGGUCAGGAAUACAAGCUUUCAGACCUUUAACAGACCACAGAGUGUUUCCCAAGGACUCUGGGAAGGGUCUUCAUCCAAUACGAACAGCAAGCCAAUAGUUACUCGCACUGUUAGCGCCCCAGGUCAGGCGUUGAUACAGCAGCAUGCAAACAAAAAUACCCAAGCCAUGCAAGUAGGUAUGGAGCAGUCUAGCUCCUCUGCAGUAUGUGAACUGAAUGCUGUGCUUUGGAAUAAUGAGCAACAAGAUGGCAAUCAGCAACAAAUUUAUUCUCACCAGGGGACAGUAAAAAACAAGCAAAUGUCCACUUCUGUUAUGGAGCCUCCUGUGAUGACUCGACCUAUUGCCACAGGCCAGCUAGUGCAGAUGACUACUGAUAUGGUGGAACAUGUCUCAUCUCAGCCCCAUGUGGGUUACUUCCCAUUUAAUGAUGAUGAUAUGACUCAGGACAGUAUAGUAGAGGAGCUAGUUCAGAUGGAGGAGCAGAUGAAGAUGAAUAGUUCCAUGCCAAACUUUGAUGGCUGUGAGGACAUGGCACUGCAAUGCCAACAGGCUGCCUUGCAGAACAGCAUGAUGUCCAGUCACCAGGCCAGCACUUCUUGCUACAACUUGGCCAACACUAGUAGCACACCUAUACACACCCCCACCCACAGCGCAGAGAUGAUAGGAAUGGGGCAGGGAUUGACCCGUGAGAGCCCCUGCUCACAUUUUGCCCCCACCACCCCCGUGGACAGUGCUCUGGGAAGCAGCUGUCAAACCCCAAUUGGAACACCACACUCAAACUGCAGUAGUGGCAUUCCGCCCAGUCCUGUUGAGUGUAGGAACCCAUUUGCCUUUACUCCUAUCAACUCCAACAUCACAAGUUACCGGGACGGCAGCACUAUCUCGUCAAGCCCGGUCAAGCCCAUGCAAAGACCAAUGGCCACCCACCCAGAUAAAGCUAAGCUGGACUGGAUGAAUAAUAACUACAAUAGCACUAGUAGUAAUUCCAACAGUGGAAUUAGUAUUCUGCCCAACUAUCAGAAUCUGGUGGAUAACCAGUUCAGGAAACCUCAUGCUUUUGCCAUUCCUGGCCAGACAUAUCCAUCACCAGUCAGGCACCAUGACAUGCACAUAAGUCGCUUGACACCUAUUUCACCAGUCCAGCAGCAGGUGGCUAGCAUGGCAAACCUUAAUAAACAGGAAGGAUUUGCUGUUCCAGCCCCACUUGAUAACAAAACCAGCAGUUCCUCCUCUGGAUCAUUCCGCUGCCGCAGUGUCAGUCCAGCAGUCAGGCAGCGCAACCUGAGUGGAACCCCAAAUCCCAAUGUCCGCCGUUAUGUGGCCUCUCCUUUUAAUUCACCAGUGACACCGGAAGUGUUGAACAUCUUUGCUAAUAGUAAAGCAAAUACUAGCAUUAGUAGUAUGGUGCAGAGGAGUCAGUCUGUGCCGGUUAACGUGAUGAUGCAGACAGAGGUUUUGCCCAUGCAAGCUGGUGGGCAGAAAAGCAACACUAAAAACAUUACCAAUGUCCUGCUCAACAAGAUGGAUGGUGAUGGAGAAAAUGUGCUACGUGGACUUGGCAUGAACAAUAUGCCAUCCAGUUACACUGCUCGCAUGAACCUCUCACAAAUCCUGGAAACAACCGCUGCUUCUAGUUUCCAUGCCAGUGCCAAUCACCAGGCUAUGAUUUCGCCUGGCUCCUCAGCUUACAGAUUUACAAAGCCUGCUUACCUCAUGAAGAACAAUGGAGGGGAUCAAAUAAGCUUCUCUGCAAGAGAGGCCCCAAGGCAGUCAGUCUCAAAAGAGAACAAGCAGCUAUCUGAAGAGCAGCAGAAUCAGGCCUUGAUGGUUCAACCACAGCAAGACCUCCAGCAACAUCAGCACCAGCAGUCUUUCCUUUUCAAUACGACUGAUAAAGACCUGUUAGAUGAAGACAGCUUGAACGCCAUCUCACAGCUUCCAGGCCAGGCGACCGAAUUUGGCACUGGAGGUUCAGAGUUUCCUGGUGAUAUGCAACUGACCUCUGAACUGUCCAGUAGCAUGAAUGAUUUAAACACUUUAGAUGCAAACCUUCUCUUUGAUCCAGCAGCAGGUCAGCAGCAAGUGCAGUAUGAAGAACCGACACUGGAGGAACUGAAGAAUGACCCGAUUUUCCAACAGAUUUGCAACGAGACUGUGAAUUCUGCUGGAUUUGAUUGGUUGGAGAGCAAGGACCAGACAACAGUGGAAAUGUUGGGUUAAUUUCUAGCUUGCGUUGUUUUGAUAAUUAACGGCUUUCAUCUAUAUAUGUGGUUUUUAGCGGAAGUUCUCUAAGUGUUUACACAAAGCAAAUUGCUGGGCUCAGUUCCUGGGUUGAACAGAAAUUAUCCCUUUUUUUCCUCAGAAUGCUGGUUCUUUUUUUCCUCCAAAAUUGUCAUGUGUGCCUCUGUUUUUUUUUUUUUUUGUGGUGCUGUCACGUUCGAUUUCUCUCCACACACGUUCAAAUGCUGGAAAGAGAAAUGAAAUUUAACCAGGGUUCGAGUGUCUCGAAGAAAUUAGUUUGUACAGCUUCCAAGAAAUUCUGUGAAAUUACAAAUUGAUCAUUUUACAGUUUACCAAAAAGCAAGGGAUAUUUCUGCACACCUUGCAGGCAAGGUAUCUUUGUGUAAAUAAAAUUAAAAUAGAUUUUUUUUUUUUUUUUUUUUAAAUGUUUACUUCUUAAUGCAUAACGAACUUCAAUUAAGACUUCAGGCUGUCUGAUAUACUGUGAUUCAUUCAGUCAUUUAUGUCCAAUAGGUGCUUCCAGGUGCAUAAAUUGAUAACACGAUAGUAAUAAAUAAAUAUAUGUAUUACCUAAAAGGGUGGGAAUAUAACAAGUCAGAACGUUAUACCUGCUGUCUUUUUAUAUAUUGUAAUUUAUAUUGUAAAGCUAUAUAUAAUAUAUAAUAAUAUAUAUAUAAAAUAUGGCAAUUGGCACUUACACAACAUACAGUGCAAAAUUUUAAUGACUUUUAAAGUCCAAAGAUGAACAGUAUUGGUUUUGUAAUAAUAAUUGGCUUGCUAGUCAUUUGUAAAUGAAUCAUUUCUUUGAAUUCAUAUAUAUUACUUUCAAUUCUCCCUAAUUUUUAUCUCAGGGUUCCCCAAGUUCUAGCUGAGGGAUAAAAAUUCAAUAAAUGAUGCAUAGAACCAUUAGAGUUUUGAAAACAAUCGUUAAAAAGCUUGAAUAUUUGCACUAGAAGUCACAGUUUGUGUAUUGCCAACGUGUUAGGGAAAUCCAAGCUGCCUUUUCUUUCUGAAGGCAUGAAAGACAAUUGUUUAAGAGACAAAUUAAGGGCAUAUUCUUCAAGCUUCGAUCGAGACAUCACCGGAGCAUGAUGAACACGACUGUUGUUCAUUUUAAUGUGUGCACUCACUGUAUUUUUCAAAAAACCUUUAAAACUAAUAACUACAAUUAUUCCUGAUUGUUAAAGAUGAACAGCCCUCUUGAGUAUCAAGUCCAAAUUUAGAUCUUGAAUAAAAUUAAUAGGAAUUUUAAAAAAAAAAUGUCAGUAAGAGAUUUUAUUCAGGAUUAGUCUAUAGAUUUGAUUAUAUAUGCAUUUUUACAUUAGUUGAUCAGCCACUUUUUUUUUAGUUUAGUGGCGCACCCCUCCCCCCCUGCUUUUUUUUUGUAAUUGAAUACGUAAACUUUACAUUUUUAUGUAACCUUCUUAUAUCUUCAAUGUUUUGCAAAAGGAAAAAAAAUUAUUUAUAUCAAAUAGAUUGAUUUGCCAUUGUAAGAAGUGCAAUGUUGUGCUGAAUAUUUUUUAAACUUUACUGUAGCAAUUUGUGACUUUUUUGUGUUUAGUUACUAUCCUUGCACUGUUACGAAUUAAAUCUCACAUUAAAUAACAUAGGAGGAGUACCACUAUGCCAUUGGUUAGAACUUAAGCUGAGAAUUUGAACAAGUCAUAGCUAACAAAAUGAUUGGGCUCCGAAAAUAACGUAAAGUUUUAUGCACUAUACAAAAGAUUGUGUUGAAUUGGUAUACAGCAUGUUGCUGAUUUUCUUGUGCCUGAUGCAAAAAUACAAUGUCAAUUUGUGAUGAGGUCUCCACAAUACAUCUUAGCCUUACUGUCCCUCCAUACCAAAGAAAAGCUCUGGAAUUUGAGGGGAUUUUUUGUUGUUGUUGUUGGAAUUUUAUACUCCUUUUAUCAUAAUUUGAAAAUUUGAAAAAAAAAUUUUGUUUUCGAGGCAUUUUCGUAGGCACUCAAUUUUUUUUUGUAAUUUGUAACAUGCAAUCUGUCAUGUAGCACUGAAACUUCUACUAAAAGAAUGUUUAAAAAUCACACUACUGGUAUAAUUUGUAAAAUGGAAAAAAAAAAUACAUAUAUAACUGUAGCAGUGCAAAAGACUGUUAAAGUACUCCGCUGAAUUUAAGCGCGUUUUAAUAUAUCAAACGUAUAUGUGAGGAAUCACAGGCACUGUUUAAUGUCGUUGCUGUAGUUAUUGUUGUCGCCGUUGUCGUUGUUAUUAAACUGUUCAACGUGUAUUUAUCAGAAGCCAGCAAAUGUGUAACCUGCCUGAGGAAUUAGUCCUCAUGUACAAAAAGAUCAUUAAAUGUGUUCUUAUGUAUUUAGUUUUGUUUGUUUGUUUGCUUGUUUAUGCUCUGUAUUUUAAGAACAAUGAGAAAACACCACGUAUGAUUAAAGAUGCUGUGUCAGGUAACAUAUCUUUCUGUCAUGGAAUCUGGAAAUUCAACAUCGUAAAUUGGUCAAAGCUUUAAAGCUUGGUUAUUACUGUUAACCCCAAGAUAUUGUUCUAAUAGUUUUUUAAAGCUUGAAAGAUCAAAAAAGUGAUCCGAAAAUAAAUAAAUAAAUAUCCCAGAGUGGUUAAUAUAACAUGGGGGAAAUUCUUUGCUUACUUUUUUCUGUACAUUUUAAAAGGCUUGUUUAGUUUAUGCCCCCCCCCCCCCCCCCCCCCCCAUCAUUAUAAGCUGUAUGUUAUGAAGUUUCUUUUUGUUUCUUUUUUUUUAACUAUCAAUGUAGUCGAUGUUUAUUUGGUCAUAGGCCAGAACUGUGGCUAUUAUUCUGUGAUAUAAAACUUAUUAUCUUUACCCCUUUGUGGUGUUAAACGCUGUACAUAUGACUUGCUUCAUAAAGUUGCUAUGACAUUUUGGAAAGUUUGUUCUCUCGUCCUUUUUGCACUGAAAGUGGUCACCGACUUAUUUUAUGUGACUAAUAAACAUUUUGUAAAGUAA